This is a messenger RNA of Spodoptera litura, 1983 nucleotides long. Its product is annotated as cyclic GMP-AMP phosphodiesterase SMPDL3A. Gene Ontology annotation, molecular function: phosphoric diester hydrolase activity. The record is from RefSeq and is a predicted model, not a curated record. NCBI's taxonomy places the organism in Eukaryota, Metazoa, Arthropoda, Insecta, Lepidoptera, Noctuidae.
CGUACUGAGCGGACGUCUUCGGAAUUUUCCGACUUUACCCGAACGCGAUCGGCCGCGAGUGAAUCUCGGUGUUUACGUUCCAAUUUCGUGAUUAGUGACUUUUUGUUGUCCUGGAAUUUUUACUCAACGUGUACAUAGCCGUUGGGAAUUGCUAAAUGCAAUGUGAUGGAGGAUGGCAAUCAAAGGGAGCACAUAGAACAGACGGCCGGCGUCAUGUAACUCUGUAAUAUGAAUCUCAGUAACUUAGUCUUGUACAUCACUAGCCUGCUAUGGCUGAACCUCACUGACGCUAAAAUAGGGUACUUUUGGCACAUCACAGAUCUUCAUUAUGAUCCGUUUCACAACUCCCCAGAGCUACAUAGAGGUUGUCGUCACAAUCGCGGGAACAAUGAACACAGUCAUCGGAAUGGCAGGCACCGGGAUCACACGUGUGACAGCUCCUGGCCUUUGAUACAAAGCGCCGCCGCCCUCAUGGCGGAGAGGCAUCCUGAUACAUUAGAGUUCGUGCUUUGGACUGGAGACAUCCUCUCCUCUUCAAUGGAACAUUUAAGUGAAGAAAUAAAGCUGGAAGCCGUGAGAAACGUCACAGAUGUAUUAAGCAGAACGUUUAGCAGUCAGUUUGUGUUCCCUGCGCUGGGUCAUAAUGACCCGGCACCUUCUAAGAGGCUGGUCGACAUGUGGAUGCAGUGGCUACCUACAGAAGCGUUACAGACUUUUGAAACUAGUGGUUAUUAUACAAUAGAGCAAUCCAAGAGCAAAUUGAGGAUAGUAGUGCUAAACAGCGUACUAUGGGCGGGAGGAGCUGCCAGGACUGAUGGUCCUCACCGGGGCAGGCAGCAGUGGGAGUGGCUGGAACAGAUCCUCAGUAAAGCUAGGAGAAGAAAUGAAAUGGUCUACCUAGUAGCUCACGCGGGUCCAGGAGUAGAAGAACGGCACAAUGCAGGUAGUUCUUCAGCUGCUGGUGGAGGGGAACUAACUCCUACAGCCAACGCGAGGCUGGUGCAUGUCAUCCGAGCGUUCAGCGAUGUGAUUGCUGGACAGUUCUAUGGACACCGUCAUGCUGACACGUUCAGACUUAUUUAUAGUGAAGGUCGACCAGUAUCCUGGGCUUUAUUGGCCCCUUCAGUCACACCUAGAGGCGCUGGUAGCACCUCAAACCCAGGAUUAAGACUUUAUAAGUUCGACUCUAAUACCGGAAAGGUCUUGGAUUAUACUCAGUAUUACUUAGAUGUAAAUAAUAUAAGAGGGGAGGCCCACUGGGCGAUAGAAUACAACCUAACCCAAUACUAUGGACUGAGAGAAAUUAGCCCGGCUUCCUUGGACGCCCUGGCUGAGAGGAUACGGAACCAUCAUGACCGUGGAGUAUUUGCUAAGUAUUUAACAGCACUGCGUGUACGACAUGCGGCAGACGUCGCAGAAUGUGAUUCAGCUUGUGUGCACGUCCACUUCUGUGCAAUAACGCGCGCAGACUACCACGAGUUUCGCGCAUGUGUCCGCAACCCUGCGUCGGCGCUAGCGUCGCGCGCUGCUCAAAAUUCGGCGGCCAUCUUACUUUACGCAAUUUUGAUUUUACUAAAAUCGUAAUAUUAAGCUUCCGUGGUUUUCAAACAACCUUUUGUCUAGUAGAAUCAGUGUUCAGUUCAUUCCUACAUUCAUGAAACAAAGAUCAAACAGCUACAUAUUAAAAUAGGUACAUAAAUAAUCGUGUUUAUUUCUUAAAGAUAAAAUAUAAGUUUGAUUAAUAAUAUUUAUCACAAAGUUCUAAUUAAUCACAACAGUCGUUUUCCUAAAUCAUUUUAUUUUCGAAGUGACAAGAUUAAUUGGGAAACUUAGGUACGCCCCACCUAAGUAUCAUUUGUUUCACCUGAAAGCAUUGUCUUGAUUAUUGUAAAAUACAUUAUCAAACGCUUUAAUUUAUAUAAAAAGUAAAAGAAGAUUAUGAAUCAUUAUUGAGUGUAAUUAGAAUUUGUUUAUUGUGAUCUU